Gigantopelta aegis is the source of this 10333-nucleotide messenger RNA. Its product is annotated as serine/threonine-protein phosphatase 6 regulatory ankyrin repeat subunit A-like. The transcript is spliced from 28 exons. Gene Ontology annotation, molecular function: protein binding. The coding region runs from base 90 to 3191 and encodes 1033 amino acids. Lineage: Eukaryota; Metazoa; Mollusca; Gastropoda; Neomphalida; Peltospiridae. The record is from RefSeq and is a predicted model, not a curated record.
AUAGAAAUCACUGGUUUCCUGUCACCUGUAAACUUUUUCUGACAGGACAACUAGCUCCUUGUGAAAAUAAAUUAACAGUGGGAGUUAUUAUGAAGUUGGGUACGCUAGUAGUUCAACAGUUAGACGAAGAGGCUCCACUGGUCCAGGCAUGUUUCCAUGGAGACCCUGAUGAAGUCCGUGCCCUGUUGUAUAAGAAAGAAGAUGUGAACUAUCAGGACAUAGAAAAGAGGAGCCCACUACAUGCAGCGGCGUAUUGUGGAGAAGCUGAAAUCGCCGACUUGUUAAUUCUUAGUGGCGCUCGAGUUAACACAAAAGAUAACAAAUGGUUAACUCCCCUUCACCGAGCCUGUUGUGCAAAAAGUGAUGAAACGGUUGAAACACUUCUCCGCCAUCAAGCUGACGUGAAUGCUCGGGACAAAAACUGGCAAACACCGCUGCAUGUGGCUGCAGCCAACAAUGCAGUGCUGUGUGCCGAUUACAUCAUUCCACUGCUGACCAACGUGAACGUGUCAGACCGAGCGGGGAGAACAAGUCUUCACCAUGCAGCCUUUAACGGACACAAGGAGGUUGUACAGCUCCUUUUGGACAAAGGUGCGACAAUCAAUGCAUUUGACAAGAAGGAGCGUCGAGCAAUCCACUGGGCUGCAUACAUGGGCCAUGUGGAUGUGGUUCGUAUACUGCUCGACCAUGGGGCCGAGCUCAACUGCAGAGAUAAGAAGAUGUACACACCGCUUCAUGCAGCAGGCGCCUCUGGACAGAUCAGUGUUGUCAAUCUGCUGUUGGAGCUGGGAGGGGAGGUCGAUGCUGUAAAUAUCUUUGGUAAUACGUGUCUACACGUGUCGUGUCUGAAUGGGCAGGAUGUUGUGGUGGCCAGGUUGCUCAAGUACGGUGCUUCUGUGAAUGCUGUCAAUCAGAAAGGAAUGACUCCACUUCACUAUGCAGCAGCCUCAACUCAUGGUGGAAUUUGCCUCGAGAUAUUGAUGUCAGGGGGAGCCAACCCAAGAGCACAAAGCGAGGAUGGUCGUACGCCGUUACACUUGACAGCCCUGCAUGGUAGAUUUACUCGGGCUCAGACUCUCUUAGAGCAUGGUGCUGAAGUGAAUGCCUGUGAUAAAGCUGGCAACACCGCACUUCACAUAGCCGCUCGACAUGGCCAUGAGCUACUUAUUAGCACGCUUCUAGAUAACGGAGCAGAUGCCAUGAGACGAGGCUGCAGUGGCAUGUUGCCCAUUCAUGUAGCGGCCUUGAAUGGCUUUGUCGACUGUGUGCGGAAGUUGAGAGCGGCAAUGCCAGUCACUGAUAUAAACAUUCCAGAUGAUGCAGGCAGGACCUGUCUACAUGGGGCAGCCUGCAGUGGGAAAGUUGAAUGUAUCGAGUAUUUGCUGACGGAAGGUGGUAAUCUCGCACAUCUUGAUUUGGAAGAAAGAACACCAUUACACUAUGCAGCAGCCAGUGUCCAUCAGCAGUGUGUGCUCAUCCUCCUAGUGGCUGGCAGUGUGGUCAACAUCACCGACAGGCAUGGAUGCACGCCACUGCACUAUGCCGCGGCCAGUGACAUCGAUGCAAAAGUUAUUGAACACUUACUGCGAAAUGAUGCCAAGCCAGGAAUCCGAGACAAUGAUGGGUAUAAUUCUGUGCAUUAUGCUGCAUUGAGGGGCCACAAACUUUCUUUGGAAAUGCUUCUGGAUGCAGCAGCAAUAGAUUUAUUAAGAGGUGGAGCGCCAUAUUCACCAGGUCAUCUUUCUGCUUAUAACGGGCAUAACGAAGCUAUGCAAGUAUUACUGGGUUACAUGAUGAAUCUUGACGUCACUGAUAUUCAUGGUCGGACAAUGCUUGAUUUAGCAUGUUUCCAAGGCAGAACAGAUUGUGUGGAGACACUGCUCAUUCAAGGAGCUAAGAUUUUAGUUCAUGACAACCGAACGGGCCGGACUCCGCUCCAUUCAGCAGCAAUGAAUGGCCACACCAAGAGCCUACAUCUUUUAUUGGAAACAGCGGAUGACAGCAACAUUGUUGACUGCACGGAUGCUCAAGAUAGGACUCCGCUGAUGAUGUCUGUUGCUAAUGGUCAUCUGGAUUGCUCAAUCUACCUCAUUCGUAACGGUGCCAUUGUGAAUGCUACAGAUGUCAAUAGCCGUUCAGCACUUCAUCGAGGGGCGGCCAAUGGGCACGAGGAGUGUGUGGAUGCAUUACUUCAGCACGGCAGUGACAUGUCGUUACGUGACUGCCGGGGACGCAAUGCCAUUCACAUGGCUGCUAUAUGUGGGCAUGCCGGGCUGCUGGGCUCACUCUUGCUUAUGGGUCCAAUACACAAUCAAGAAGACAACAAAGGAUACUCACCCUUGCAUUACAGUUGUUACAACGGUCAUGAUGGCUGUGUUGAAUUAUUUUUUGAACAUGACCAGUAUAAAAGAUUAACAGGAAACCUCUUUUCGCCUUUACAUUGUUCUGUGAUAAAUGGAAAUGAUCCAUGCACCGAGUUACUGGUAGACUGUCUUAGUGAUGAUAUAGUGAAUCUUCAGGACUCCAAGGGAAGAACACCCCUCCAUGCAGCGGCGUACACUGACCAAGGAGAAUCUAUGCAAAUUUUAUUAAAUCAUAAAGCUGACAUUAAUAUAUUAGACUUUUCUGGUAGGACGCCAAUAAUGUAUGCAGCCGCCAAUGGCAACAUUGGAGCUGUGGGACUCCUCCUUGAUAGCGGUGCCGAUUUGACCGUAACUGAUGAAGAUAAAAAUACAGCAUUACACCAUGCUUGCUUCCAUCAUCGAGAAGAUGUGUCCCUUCUUCUGUUGGAUAAAAUACACGAUUCAACGACAAUCAACAUAGCUAAUUCUGAAUUAAAAACACCUCUUCACAUGGCAGCUAAAUAUGGACUGGUUCCAGUGGUACAGGAUCUUAUAUCUAAAGGUGCUAGCCUCGUUGCCUUGGAUGAAAGUGGUCACACGCCGGCACUGUCCUGUGCACCCAACCACCGAGUGGCUGACUGUCUAGCCAUCAUUCUGGCUCACAUGCCAUACAGCAUUACACCCAACAACACGCUGAACCGCUCGGUCAGACUUGAUCACAUCCAUCCAUGUUUCGGCAACCGUAACCUGGACUUGAGUGACCAGAUAUCGGGAGGCAGUCCGGCGGGUAGUAUACAUGAAAAGGAUUAUUCCGGCUCUGUGCAGAGUUCUGAUUCAGAGUUCUACUAAAUCAUGUCUGCAGUGACUGUCAGUAAAAUAGGCAUGCGCAGUGUGUACAUUGGCUGCAUGAACUGUGUGUGAUAUAUCGGUUGUACGGUGAACGGAGAAACAGAGUGUACCUAGGGUGUGAAAGACAGUGCUGUGAAGAAAAUAUAAAAGUAAUAAUCUACCUAUGGCAGUGCUCUCGUGCUGAAAAUUAAAGAAGGGCAACCCCAGACAAAAGGACAUAACUUCGACCUUCAUAUUUGUUGCUUACUCCUCUUGAGCUAGUGGACUAAAAUAAUUCACUCGACACAUUAAAUGUUGAUAGCCACAUCUCAGUUUAUUUUUUCAGUGUUCUGCAUAAUACUAACAACUAUUUAUGCAACUCACAAGUGCUGUGGUCAAUUUAACACAACAUAUCUAAUAUCUAAUUCAAAAAGUAACUUCAGAACUACACCUUUCGUUGCAUACAUGCAUAUAUUAUAAUUACUCGCAAAUCGAUAGGCAGUCUCGUCAAAAUGUGUUUGAUUUUAAUUUAACAUUUGCUGCCUUCAAAAUUUAUUUUUUUAACUACAUGUGCAUUUUAUUGUAUUUUUAAAAUAUGUAUCGGGGCUCAAAGUUUGAAAAAUGUUUUAGGAGCACUGUGCUCCUAACAUUCUAAUUUUAGGCGCACAGUUACAUAUUUUAGGAACACUGAGGAAUAAGUUUGGAGCACUGAUGAAUAUUCAUAGGUCCACAAAGUACAUAAUUUGUACGUUCCUGGAAGGGGGACGUUGGUCAUCAUGUACAAAAUGCAGACAGGGGCACUGGCAUAGGAAGCGGAGGGGAAGGGGGCAUGUGCCCCUCACUUUUCAGAUAUUUUGCUUUAUGUUUGCUUUAUAAUAGUGUAAAAGUGUGCCCCCCCCCCCCCACACACACACACUUUUUGGUAUCUUCCUACGCCACUGAGGGAGGAGUGUUUCCGAGAGAGAUUUUUCAAACUGGUAAAGAGAGCAAUUCUGAGUAGAAAUUAAACAUAUAAUCCGUAAUAAAGAUGAAAAAAACAACCUAUUUGUAAACAAAUUAUGGGGGGACCAAAACAUGUCCCAACUCUGACUCCCCAGAUUAUCAAUGAAUACUAUAGUAGUUAAUUGUAAACUAUAGCAGAAUGUAAUGAUUAUAGUUCUACCAGUACUUCUUAAUAGCUAAUUUAUUCUUUGAUAUUAAUGAUAUAAAACAUCACAAUUGAAACAAUAGAGUAAAUACAAGUUUAUUAACAACAAAGCUUCCACGACCAUCAGAAUGACGGUAACUGUAACAGUUCUCUCCUUCAUCUUCUACGACGGUCACAUGAUGCCGAAUUAUAAAUAUUGGCCAAUCAUCAGUCGCUAAUCGAUGAAAAGUACACGUAUCUGGGUCAGAACUUUCCAGACAUUGACGUGAGGAUCAGAUCGUAUAUAGACAUUACAAUUCAGGUUUUGCGUUAAAAUUAAAGUAAAUGUAACAAUGCCACGUGCAUUGUGUUACACUUGCUUUUAAACUAAAGGUCUUUAAAAUCGUGAACGUGUUUAAAAGUCGACUUGCAAAUGGAGCCACGUAGAAAAUACAGCCUAUUUGUAAGAAACGUCUUGAUGACGUCACCAGACCAAGCAUUAUGAUUCUGUUGUGAAUCACGUGCAGAUUAACAAAACGUUGGGUCACUUGGCUAUAACUUAAGACUACGAAUUUCAUAGUAUGCGUCAAUGCAGUGGCCACUUUCCAACCAGUAAAACUAGUUAUUUUGUUUGGUCGCACUCGUGCGACUUGGUAGUAAUUUUUGGUCGCACUCGUGAAAAAUUCAGUUGCAUAUGCGACCAGUUGGUCGAGAACUUUAUGCACUGUGUAUCAAUUGUAGACCUCGGUUAAACCGGUUUGCACAGUGAUGCAGCAGAAACCAACUCGGUGGUCUUUACCCAAUUGUUCACAGUGAAAUAUAGUUCACUUAGCACUGAGCUUGUACAGUGUGGACCGGAGCUGCAUUUGAUUUCACUGAGUGUAGCAACAUCCAUCACUUGGACUCUUUAGCCAGGUUCUCGUUCUAACCAGUGCACCACAACUGGUCUAAGGCCAUGGUAUGUGCUUUCCUGUCUGUGGGAAAGUGCAUAUAAGAGAUCCAUUGCUGCAGUAGGAAAAAUGUAGUGGGUUUCCACUGAUGACUACGAGUCAGAAUUACCAAAUGUUUGACAUCCAAUAGCCGAUGAUUAAUUAAUCAGUAUGCUCUAGUGGUGUCACAGUUGGGGUUUGCCGUUCAGCAGAGGCGUAAACCCAGCUGAUCUUACAAGAUGUGCAGGACUGAAUCAUGUGUUGAGUGUUCUUGGUGUUAGUCACCAGACAGCAGUGAUGAUACAUUCAGGCAGUACGUGUCAGUAUUUUGGUCUGUAUGCUGCCCUUUCCCUUAUAUAUACAUUUUAAUCUAUCUUAUCUACAAUUAUUGACAUUUAAGUGCUAGCAUAAUUUCUUUCAAUAUGAAUUGUUUUUAAUCUCUUUAAGCUAAAUAUUUUUAUCUCAUAUACAUGUAUGUACUAAAACAUGAAUUCUUCCUGUGGAACUUGUAUUCUUUUGUCUGAUGUUUUCUAAGUUUCUAACUACCAACAGCUGAACUAAAUUGCUCAUUUAUAUGGAAAAAAUAUGAUAGAAAAUUGUAAUAUCAUAGCAGCAUGCCCUCCUUAAAUGGGUAAUGAGAACACUGCCUAGGUUAUAGUUAUGAGAUCUAUGGUAUAUAAAUAUGGUUUCAUCUGAUAUCUGGUAUAUAAAUGUGGUGUCAUGUGCUAUACUGUGUAUAAAUAUGGUGUCAUAUGUUAUACGGUAUAUAAAUAUGGUGUACCUGGAGAAAAAAAGAAUAAUUGUGCUGUAUUGUAAAUAAAAGAAUACAUAGAUUGUACCCAGGAUGUUAAAGGGUCACUUCCAUGCAUAAAGAAUAUGCUAUACCUGGGUAUGUAAUGGUCACUCUGCCAUAUAUUUUGUAUAUUUGUAUGGGAUAGGAGUAUACUGGCUAUGCAUUAUUAUGUACAUGUAUGUGUAAGACCGGUGCGUACAAUCAUUGUACAUACCAAUGUAUGCAUGGUGUAUGUAGUAUCUGUGAUGGGAUUAUACCUGUUUUAAAUAUAUAUACCUAUAUAUACAUAGGAAAUCCUUACAGGAUAAAAGAAAUCGUAAGGUGAUUUUUUAAAAAGAGAUGGCUGCUAAAUACAGUUUGAUUUGUGCUAUUGAUUUAAACAAUAUUUCUUGCUUUAAAAACAAUUAGCUGUCAAUCAAAUAAAACAAUAAUUAUAACUUGUUCCAAAUUUACCAAUCAAGUGGGGAAGUUUGUACAUUUUGCACACUUCAUGACAUUUUCUUUUCUGAUAAAGUUAAGAAGCCAGUUUUCUUAUUUAGUAACUGAUGGGAUGUUCCCCGGACAGCACUGCAAAUUGUAUGAAGAGCAUCUAAUCGGCUAUCUUGGAUAAUGUCUACUUAAUCGAAUAUUGGGAGAAUAAAUGAACUAUAUACAUUUCUAAUGACCUUCUAGAUAAUCUAUAUUUAAAGGAAUGGAGACAGUGUAUCAUUUUACAGGCUUUUGCAACAGUACUUUUUAUAUGAAAAUCCCAUUCUCCAGAUUUCUGGAUUGUGUUUGUAAAGUUCACAUUGUCUAGAAAUAAAUUUGGGUUAUUUCUGAGCUGAAUUUUUCGGCUAAACAUCUUAGUUUAGGUUUUAUGGGAACUAAAUUUAACAAGCCGCUUUUUAGCCCUCCUUUUAGUAUGCUCGAAAUCAGAAUUUAAAUUAUUACCAUAUACAUUAUGAUUUUCAAGUUGUAUAUAACUUAUCAGGAAAGAAUCGUAUAUUUGUAUGUAAUGAAAACAAGACAGGGUCUAGAACAGAACCUUGUGAAACACCAGCUGGAACAGUUUCUGAGAACCUCAAUGUUGAUCAGGCAUGAGAAUUUGCCCCGUUUUAGGGGCUGCCAAAACCAUUCCUGCAAUUUGUGCAAAUCUUAGAUCUUAAAAUGCCAUUACAGGGUGGUAGGGAUAGGAUGAUUAAUGGUGGUUUUAGGCCCAUGGUCCGAUGCACUGUUUUUCAAUUUUCUUUUUCAUCAAGAAACAAUUUCAAUAAUACUUUUUUUUUUAUUCAGGACCCCCUCUCUCUCUCUCUCUCUCUCUCUCUCCUCCCCCCCCCACGCUAUGCUUAAUGCACACACACAAACUAAACGGAAAAUUAUUUAUAACCCAAUUACAUUUAUUUACUGUCUGCAGUUCGUUUCAUGGGCUGGUCAAAUAAAUGUUUACAAAACAAAAAAACCCCAUAAUUUUAAAAAUCCUUCAAAAGCAGCAAAAACAUAACAGGAUAGUGCUAAAUAGGGGUAAAUAUUCUUAAUUUUUCUGGGAGAGGACCACCAUACCCCCCUCCCCUAUCAUGGGGCCGUUCCUUCAGUACUCUUCUCUUCAGGUUACGCCCUCCACACAAAUUCCUCGAAUUGCGUCGAUCUUCCAUUUGAACACAGAUUUGCAAUUUACAAUGAUUCAAAUAGACUCUUGAUUAUCUCAUUUUAUGAUAUGACUGAGCCAUACAACUAUGAUUAAAAUGGCUUUAGUACAUGCAGGUCUUUAAAUAAAACAUUCCUUCCUUCCUUUUUUCUCAUAAAAAGUAAACAAAUAUAAUAAUAAUAAAUAACUAUUUAUAACAAGAAUAGAUCAUUUGAAUAAGAUUUUUUAUUUUUUAUUUUUUUUGGUUUUAGAUAUUUUAGGCAAUCAGGCAGUUGAUAAAUGUGGACCUACUAUUCUUGAAAAUGUGAAAUAAAACAGUACAUUUAAUUUAUUUUUCAUGUUAUGUAGAAUUUCAGGAUCAAUUGAAUACACAUAACUGGUUUGCUGUCUUAAGAUAUCGAUUUUAUUCUGCUCUGUAGAAUGUGUAUGGUAGGAUAUACUACAAUCAUGAUACAUUAAUUUAGCAAAUAUUUAAAUUCCUGUAUAAAUAUAGGAUAAUAAAAACAGUUUCCAGUUAUUAUCAAAUUUAUGUCCCAAGUAAAAUAAUUUUUACUUGUCAUGAGCUUUAACAACAUAAAUUUGAUAAUAACUGGUACCGAGUUAGUUAUUACUUUGGCUAGUUUGUUUUUUCUAAAAGAUUUCAUUUUCAAUACAGGCCUACAUACAGGUUUAGGCCUGUAGAAAUGAUAUCAACCACUUUACAUACUGUUCUGAGUAUUACUAUAACUUUGUAUUUUAUUCACAUCUGGAGAUAUAUAUUUUUUUAAAGUUAUAUUUAUUCUCUUAAACAUUUUUUUUAAUGAUUUAUACUGAAAUAACAUUUUAUCACAAAUUUAACAAAACUGUAAGGUUUAAAGGCAAACUCUUUAAAUUAUGUGAUGUCAUUGUGUAUAUUUGCCAAAUUGUCCAGGAGAAAUUAUGAUUUUUAUUUCUCUGGUUGUAAGUGCCCACUGGGGUAACAAUACAUGUUAGGACCCCCCCCCCCCCCCCCCCCCCACACACACACACACACCACACCACACCUACUUCAGUAUCAGAUGUCUUUAUAUAGAAACCAAUAAUAUAUUUAUUCUUUACUGUUAUUUCAAACUGUUUAAACAUAAGUUCGGUCUGUUAACAUCAAUUCUUGAAACAAGACAUCAAAGGGUUUUUUAAAUAAAAGAAGAAAAAUACUAUUAAUACAGGUAGUCAGAAAGUCCAAAUUAAAAAAAAAAAAUUGUAAAUUUUUUUAUGUGUUAUAUUUUUUAUUGUUAUUUUUUUUUUUUGUGGUGUGCAAGUCCGAUUUCAGAUUUGGGUGGACCAAUAACAUGAGUUAAUUAUGCAUGUCGUUAAUAUCAUUCAUUGAAGUAUUAAAUGACAUAUUGAUACUGUUUGCUAACGACAGCAUAGUAAGGUACCAUCAGUUAACAAAAGCUUAGUACCAUUAGUUAAAGGUGAUGAUAGCUUUGUACCAUUAGUUGAAUUGCUAAUGACAGCUUAGUACACCAGCCUAAUUGUUAGUGAUACUUUCGUACCAUUAGUUGAAAUGUUAACGAAAGCUUUUUACCAUUAGUUGAAAUGUUAAUGAAAGCUUAGUACCAUUAGUUGAAUUGUUAGUGACAGUUUAUUAACAUUAGCAGAAUUGUUAGUGACAGUUUAGUAACAUUAGCAGAAUUGUUAACGACAGCUUUGAAACAUUGGUUGAAUUGUUAAUGACAGUGUAGAACCAUUAGUUAAAGAAUCAACAGUAAUUUCAAACUGUUAAAGUGUUCUGACAGCUUAAUACAGUUCUGCUAGUUGGAAACACCUUAGUAGAUUCAGGCACGGUGGAGCAUGGGGGAGGGGCUAGACCCCCCAAUAAUUCUGAAUCAAAAAUAUUAUUGGCAGUAAAUCUUAAGGCAGAGAUGAAUUUUACUUGUAGAAUGCAGGAAAUUGCAUUUCAGCACAUCUAGUUUUUAAAAUUUUACUGGGGAGCACAUCCCCGCACCCACUAAACCUUUCUUUGCAUCCUGGAUCUCAGUCAGCCCCAUCCCCCCAAAAAAAUGUCUACUUACUUCUGCAGUGCUUGAGAUUUAAUAUUGACCAUUUUAUGCCAUAGGUUAUUUUUAAAAAUGAAAUUAGUUUAAUGUUUAGCUUGCAUGGGAUGGCUUUGUAUAAUAAGGUGCCAUUGGUUAGUAAAUAUAUUUACAAGAGUCAUUAUACUGUACAUGAAUAUGUAUUGGAUAUGUUAUUUUAUAUUGUUAUUGCACGCAUGAAAACAUCUCUUGAAUGACUAAUGUAUAUUUUGGUAUUUGGUUCAAUGGAUGAAAGUGUAUUUUUUUAUAUAACGUUAUAAUCAAAACAAGCAAGUGUAACAUAAUUUGUAUAACAUAGCAUGACUUGAAUAAUUUGAGCAUAACACUAUGCAGUAUAAACAUGUUAUUAGAACCUAUUUGACUGUAGAUGUAUAUACAUGUACCUCUGUAUAUGUAUAUGAAUGUGUAUGUGUGUACAUGUGCAUGUUUGUUCAUGUGCAUGUGUAUGUCCAUUUGUCCGUCCAUCCAUCGAGGAUAGUUUUACUAAUUUUUUGUAAAGCGCAUGCUUUAUGCACAGUCGGUUUAGGAUUGAUCCCCAUCAAUAGGCCCAUUGGGCUAUUUUUUGUUCUAGCCUGUGCUCCACGACAGGUAUAUCAAAGGUUAUGGUGUAAAAGAUCCCUUGCUACUAAUGGAAAAA